UUGUUUCAAUCCAGAGGAAGAAGGGAUUUUAUGUGGCAGGGUCUGAUGGUGGGGUGGAUGUGAAGGAGGAGUGUUGGUGGAGGCAGAACUUCCUGUCUCUCUGCAUCCUAACGCACUGUGAGAAGCGCGCACUAAGCAGCAGCCUCUCCGAGCAGCAGCUGCACGGGAGCACCACGGGCAGCAAGUCGUGAUGUUUUCACUCCGAUAAAAAAAAAAAAAAAUAAAACUUCCACAAAUUGUCUGUUUUAACAUACUUUUAUGAAAAAUCUGGAUAAAUUUGACCUUUGAGAGGAUUUCGCGGAUGCACAGAGCGCGCAGGGUGCAUCCCAGGGUGUAGCCGCGGCGGUUCCCGUGCGCCUUUGCGCUGCUGCCAGUGCGUGCCAGAGAGAGCCAGAGAGAGCCAGAGCGAGGCGGAGGAAACGCCGGAGUGGCCGAUCAUUCAGAAGGAUGCUGGAAGGCAAUGCCUGCAGAAAGAGAGGAUGAGAUUUGUCGAAAGGCGCUGGAACUGCUGUCCGACCUGUGCUCCAAGGGAGAAGUGCAGGACGACAACUGCCUGGAUUACAUCUACCACUUCAGGGACCUGGCCAGACCGCGCUACACGGACUCAGAUGUUUCAGUGAGCCUGCUGUCCCUGCUGGUGACCACCUGCGGUCUGGCUCUCUUCAGCGUCUCCCUCUUUGUCUCAUGGAAGUUGUGCUGGGUACCACUGAGCGGCCGUUUCCUCCCAGAUGCCCUGAAGGGGGCACACUUCCUGGGAGGGGACCAGCAGCCAGUCCUAACAGAGGUGGAUGGGGAGGAGAGGGAGUACAGUGAGGAUGGCUGCAUGAAGGACACCUCAGGUCCCCCAUCGGCUGUGGCUGUUCCAGAGUCAGCCUUGAAGAUAAGCCACACAUCCCCAGACAUCCCUCUGGAGAGCCAGACUAAGUUGGAGAAAAACCAAGUUCACACUCUGGCCAGGGACCGGGUUCAGAGACAGAUAACUGAGCCCACCUCAUCUGUACGGCACAACUCCAUCCGCCGUCAGAUGAACUUAUCCAACCCUGACUUCAACCCCACCCAGUUUCAGCGUCAGGACUCGCUGUCCGGUUUGGGACGCAUCAAGCCGGAGCUCUACAAGCAGCGCUCGGUGGAUGCAGAAGACGGCCGCAGGACAGACAGCUGCGGACGUCUUCACUUCAUACUGAAAUUUGACCUUGAUCUGGAGCAACUGAUCGUGAAGAUCCAUAGGGCUCAGGACCUUCCUGCCAAGGACUUCUCAGGGACCUCUGAUCCAUAUGUUAAGAUUUACCUGCUGCCUGACCGCAAAACAAAACACCAGACCAAGGUGCACCGAAAGACACUCAACCCAGUGUUUGAUGAGGUGUUUCUCUUUCCUGUUGCAUACGCCGAGCUGUCCAGCCGUAAGCUGCACUUCAGCGUUUAUGACUUUGACAGGUUCUCGCGCCAUGACCUGAUUGGCCAAGUGGUGGUGGACAACUUCUUAGAUCUGCCCGACUUUCCACGGGAGACAAAACUGUGCCGGGACAUACAAUACGUCACCUCGGACAAUGUGGAUCUUGGGGAGCUGAUGUUCUCGUUGUGUUAUCUCCCCACUGCCGGCAGACUCACCAUCACCAUGAUCAAAGCCAGGAACCUCAAAGCCAUGGACAUCACCGGAGCCUCAGAUCCAUAUGUGAAAGUGUCCUUGAUGUGUGAAGGACGGAGACUUAAGAAGAGAAAGACCUCAACAAAGCGCAACACACUCAAUCCAGUCUACAACGAAGCUAUUGUGUUUGACGUCCCUCCUGAAAACAUCGACCAGAUCAGUUUGCUUAUAGCAGUUAUGGAUUACGAUCGGGUUGGGCAUAAUGAGGUCAUCGGGGUGUGCAGGGUUGGAAGUGAAGCUGAAAGUUUGGGGCGAGAUCACUGGAACGAGAUGCUUUCUUACCCCCGAAAACCAAUCGCACACUGGCACCCGCUCAUAGAGUGGGUUGGACAGGGAGCAACAGUGAGCGGAAGCCAAGGAGGAUCCACCAAUUCGUUGAAGACGCCACCGUCACCAUGAUGACACUGAAAAAAAAGUGGCAGAUUUUGCAAGAUUGAGUGACCACAUUAGUUUCAGUAGCUGCACUAGAACUGAUGCGUUUUUAGACCGAAUCACAUGAAAUCAUAAGUUUACAUUCCAGAUGAGUGACUUCAGCGCUGUUUGUUUGUCACAGAACUUUUUCUGACUGCUUUGUUAACAGAGUGAAAUGAUCUGACAGUCUGACUUUUUGUUCUUUUUGGAAGACUAGCAGUCGGUGGAGCAAAACCACUCCUAUUUAGGUAAAUGUGUGAAACCCUGUUGUGUGAAUGAUGCUGCUGUCGAGGGUUUGCUUAACUUGGAGUCCCAUGAAAGUUUACAUUUAAAAUGCUGUUUUAGGCGAUCUUUGCAAACUUUGUGUUGUGUUGCUUUUAAGGUUUAUCAUACCCUCUGAGGCAGAGGAGACUGUAGCUUCUAACCUUAAGGAGCUUUUGACAGGAAAAUGUCUAAAAAGCUGCGAGGCAGAAACAGUAGUUUAUUUGGUGCAUGGUUUAUGUUCAUGCUUUGUUUACAGCUCGAUCUUUUUGUCCUCGUUUUAUCACAGGUUCAGUUCUAGUUGAUAGGUUUAUUAUAGUUUAAUAAGUGGGGUUUUUAAGACUCAACAAUGAAAAAAAGAUCUAGAUGUUACCCUUUUUUUAUAUUUGUGAGAAAAAAAAAGUAAAUGGAUCAGUCCUGUCUAGUAAAUUACUCGACCUUGCUGCUCUGACUCCUCAUUCUCCUUCUUUUAAAGAUAUCUGGGUCUUUUCCAGCCUAUCCUCAGUUUUACUGUAAAUGUGUCAGGAAGAGCAGCUCAUGUUUAAACUAAAAACAUCGGAUCAAUUUAAUUCCAUGACAUAGCCAAAAGGGCAAUCACUUUCCCCAUAAGGUCCAGAAGGUUUGGGCAACUUUCACUCUGAAUAAAUACAACAGAUUAACUAUAUUUACUCAUAAGAAAUCUGUGGGAACAUUUGUUUGAGCUGAACCAUACAAGUGUUACAUAAAUGCUAAAAAUAAAGACAAAAGAAGAAUGCAAAUACUUUGACAGCACUGUGAGGCUGUGUGGGUAAUCAUACUCGGAUUGAUGGAGAUCCAGAGUGCCUUUUAUCCAUACAGACAGAAGUCCUGCAAACACUGAAGCUGAUGGUUCUGAGGCUUGUGAAUUGACCAGGAGCUUGCUCAUAUUUGUCCCCUUCCACUGUAAUGAUACUUUGUGUAGCUUCAACAGGGACCCCUCCCUGUGGAUGUUUAAUUAAAACAAUCACAAACAACGACGCCCGUUGAUAGAAACAAUGCAUGUUUUAUUUUUCUGACUCAUUUUUAAAAUCUCUUUGCUGUGAGAUACUAACCAUGUUGUAAACACGAGGUGUAUUGUGAACCUGCGGCAGACUGUAAAACCGUCCAUUCAGAUGUGACUAAUAAAACCUCUUUAAAUAGC
This is a messenger RNA of Oryzias latipes (Japanese medaka), 3476 nucleotides long. RefSeq names its product synaptotagmin IXb (gene syt9b). NCBI's taxonomy places the organism in Eukaryota, Metazoa, Chordata, Actinopteri, Beloniformes, Adrianichthyidae. Gene Ontology annotation, cellular component: dense core granule; plasma membrane; exocytic vesicle. Gene Ontology annotation, molecular function: clathrin binding; calcium ion binding; phosphatidylserine binding. The record is from RefSeq and is a predicted model, not a curated record. Gene Ontology annotation, biological process: calcium-ion regulated exocytosis.